This is a messenger RNA of Opisthorchis viverrini, 984 nucleotides long. RefSeq lists its product as hypothetical. The transcript has 4 exons. The record is from RefSeq and is a predicted model, not a curated record. Bases 1 to 984 code for a protein of 327 amino acids. NCBI's taxonomy places the organism in Eukaryota, Metazoa, Platyhelminthes, Trematoda, Opisthorchiida, Opisthorchiidae.
AUGAAAAUUGACGGAUCAAUGCACUCAAUACGCCUAGGCGACAAGUCCGUGCAGCACACUUUCCUGAUCAGCCCAGACAUGGAGCAGACAAUAUUGGGGGCGGAUUUUCUCAAGGGCACAGGCUCCACGCUAGUGACCGAUAUCGCCGCAGUCAUAAAGCAGAGGGAUGGAGUUAUCGAAUAUGCCAGUCGUGUCCUGACUAAGGCUGAACAGAAGUACUCGACCACUGAGAAAGAAUGUUCAGUGAUUGUCUGGGUCCUGAUUAAGUGGAGACCAUAUCUGCUCGGACAAAGAUUUCGUUUCGAAACCAAUCACCCAUCUCUGGAGUGUAGCAGGACCACCAGAGAUCCUCGCAGGAAUCUCGUACGCCGGGCACUCUGGUUGCAAGAGUAUCAAUUCACGAUUCAGCACGUGCCAGGGAAGGAGAACCACCUGGCCGAUUGGCUGUCAAGACCAGAGCCUAAAGAUGAGGCCCCCAGGAUCAUGAUUGGGGCCAAUAGCCUCGUCAUCGAAAUGGAUCCCGGAAGGUUGGUGCAAAUUCAACGGCAGGCUCCUGUGUUACAAAAGGUUGUGUACGCCUUGUUGGAUGGAAGGAGUAUUGGGAACGGAGAGAGGGACAAUGAAUUGGAGACGCCCCAGAGUCACUUUGAUCGGCUGAGUCUGAAUGAUGCUGGCACAAUGAAGCGAACGCUGGAUGGUCUUCAAAACCCCGGUGUUCAAAUAGCCUGUGACGAAAAUCUUGUCGAUCCGGAAUAUGCAGGCCAUAUCGUUCUCCUCUUCGAAGGGAAGGCGCAGGUGUUUUUGGAUGAACUGACCGAAGUCAUCCGGUCAUUUGGUAUGCACUUUGCACCCACAACGCGUAAGGUCAUGCUCCUGGACAUUCAGUCACUGAACACAACACUUACAAUCCAGGGAGUGGCAGUGGAAGUUGUGGAGCGUCUUACCUAUCCUAGUAGCGGAAGCAGCGAGGUGGCCAAACCUUGA